This is a messenger RNA of Talaromyces proteolyticus, 2073 nucleotides long. RefSeq names its product putative protease S8 tripeptidyl peptidase I. The transcript has 3 exons. Gene Ontology annotation, molecular function: serine-type endopeptidase activity; tripeptidyl-peptidase activity. The record is from RefSeq and is a predicted model, not a curated record. Lineage: Eukaryota; Fungi; Ascomycota; Eurotiomycetes; Eurotiales; Trichocomaceae. The coding region runs from base 1 to 2073 and encodes 690 amino acids. Gene Ontology annotation, biological process: proteolysis.
AUGCUGUGGAAACAAUUUCUCGUGCAUUCCUCUUUCUUUACGGGUAUUGCAGUAUCAGCCUCAUUGAGCCAUGUGCUCCAUGAGAAGCGAGAAAUCCCUCUGCCACACGAGGGACGGCGCGUCCAUGGCGAUUCUAUCAUCCCCGUACGCAUUGGUCUCAAGCAGACGAAUCUCCAUACUGGCUAUGAACGACUGAUGGAUAUCUCGCAUCCCUCUUCCCCUAACUACGGCAAACAUCUGUCCAAGGAGGAAGUGCAUUCGAUCUUCUCCCCUGCCGAGGAGACACUGGAGACCGUGAAGAGCUGGCUGCUCAGCUCUGGCACUGUAAGCGAAAGCGACAUUAUCGAAUAUGAGAAUAAGGGCUGGAUCGCUAUCGACAUGCCCGCUAAACACGCCGAAAGCUUGUUAGGGACCACUUUCUACGAACUGGAGGGCUCCAACGGCGAUGUUCGCAUUGGAUGUGACGAAUAUUAUCUUCCAGUUCACGUUUCAGACCACGUUGACUAUAUAAAGCCUGGCGUGAAGCUUUCGCCUCCACUAAAGAAAAAGAAGAGGUCAUUUGGGAAACGUGCAAGCAGAGCCGGCAAAGCUUCUCAAGGCGGUCAUACUCUACCGCAUGUUCAACCACCAAAUGACCCGAGCUGGGCACUUCCACCCGCAGCUAAAGGCUUGCCCCCGGCUCUUCAGAACUGCGGCGUCAAUAUUACUCCAACCUGUAUCAAGGCCUUGUACGGAUUACCAGAUGCAACCCACAAGCAACCAGAAAAUGCCAUGGGUCUUUUUGAAACAUCGGAUACUUUCUCCCAAGAGGAUAUAUCUCUUUUCUUCCAACACUUUGCAACCAAUGUCCCCGCCGACACGAAGCCUAAAGUCAUCUCCGUUGAUGGUGGUAGCGCCCCUGUUGCUCCCUCUAGUUCACUCAAUGGUGGAGAAUCCGAUAUCGAUCUGGACCUCGCCAUUUCCCUCAUCUAUCCGCAGUCCGUGACAGUCUACCAAGUUGACGACUUGCCGAAUUCUUCUGGCGAAACCAACACCACUGGUUUUCUCAACACAUUCCUUGAUAGUGUCGAUGGCAGUUACUGUAGCUACUCAGCCUAUGGCAUUACAGGAGACAGCCCUGGCAUUGACGCAUCGUAUCCUGAUUCCUUGCCGGGCGGAUACAAAGGAAAACUGGAAUGCGGCACAUACGAACUCACCCGUGUCGUCUCGAUAUCCUACGGAGAGGCAGAAGUGUAUCUCCCUAAGCCAUAUGUUGAGCGUCAAUGCAAUGAAAUCCUCAAACUCGGUCUUCAAGGUCACACGAUCCUCGUUGCCAGUGGCGAUUACGGUGUAGCCAGCUUCCCGGGAAGCAAUGGCGACGAAGAAGGUUGUCUGAGCACAAAUACCAUGAACGGUACCAUCUACAACCCCGACUACCCUGCCGGCUGCCCUUAUAUAACUGCAGUUGGUGCGACGAGGCUAUACCCGAAUGACACCGUCCAUGAUCCCGAAUCUGCCAUGCAGGUUAACCUGACUGCCUUCAACAUCGCCACUGGCGCCGGCCCAACGAGCGAGCCCUACGACUUCUUCGCUACUGGCGGUGGUUUCUCGAACUACUUUAAACCCGCCUUUUUCCAGGCCGAAGCAGUUGCUUCCUACUUGGAAAAGGACCUGCCAUUCCAAAAGCUUCCUUACUAUGAGGCCAACGCCGACGGUACCAAUAUCGGCGAGAAUGGCGGCGUCUACAAUCGCAUUGGUCGUGGUUAUCCAGACGUCUCGGCGAAUGGAGCUUUCUUGCUCACCUACGUGAAUCAAACGCAAGGCACCUUCUUCGGUACUUCAUUGGCCUCGCCUAUUUUUGGAGCUGUUGUCACGCUUCUUAACGAGGAGCGCACUGCUAUUGGCAAGGGACCUAUCGGAUUUAUCAACCCUGCGUUGUAUGCCAACCCAUCUGUUCUCAACGAUAUCACGAAUGGUUCGAAUCCCAACUGCGGGUCCGAAGGCUUCCAGGCGUCCCAGGGAUGGGACCCUGUUACCGGACUUGGAACUCCAAACUACUCUCGUAUGCGGGAGUAUUUCUUGAGCUUGCCAUAG